Molecule: messenger RNA, 1135 nt
Organism: Solanum tuberosum (potato)
Lineage: Eukaryota; Viridiplantae; Streptophyta; Magnoliopsida; Solanales; Solanaceae
Product: protein AIG1-like
Exons: 6
Coding region: 1-858 (285 amino acids)
Molecular function (GO): GTP binding
Source: RefSeq, a predicted model, not a curated record
AUGGGUGGAAGUGCAGUUGCUUAUGAUUGGGAAGUUACUACUAAUGAAAAACAGACACUAGUCCUGCUUGGUAGAACGGGUAACGGCAAAAGUGCCACAGGCAAUUCCAUACUUAAUGUCAUUGACACCCCUGGAUUGUUUGAUUUUACUGGUGAGCCUGAAGUUAUAGGAAAAGAAAUUGUUAAAUGCAUGGAGUUGGCCAUGGAUGGGAUCCAUGCUGUUCUUUUGGUUUUGUCCGUGCGAACACGCUUCUCUAGAGAAGAACUAGCUGCCAUCCAAAGCUUUCAAGAGUUCUUUGGUGAAAAAAUUAGAGAUUAUAUGAUUGUUGUCUUCACUGGUGGUGAUGAACUUGAAGAUAGUGAUGAGUCUUUAAAGUAUUAUUUGUAUUAUGUACCAUUACAGGAAACAAUUAAGUUGUGUGAUGACAGAGUUGUGCUAUUUGAUAAUAAGACUAAAGAUCCAAAGAAGAAAGAAGAACAAUUGAACCAACUUCUUUCGCUUGUGACUCUUGUUUUAGAUAAGAAUAGUGGAGUACCAUAUACAAAUGAAUUGUUCAAGCAACUAAAGGCAUUGAAGGGUAAUUCCUUGAUUGGUGAUGGGGUAAAUCAGUUGAAUGAACCAAUUGUAAUGUCUUACGAGGAGCAUUUAAAAAAACUGACUGAAGCUGUUACAUCGAUGCUAAAGGAGAUUACACAUACAUAUUUAGAACAGUGGGCUACUGACCGUGCUGAUAGGAUAGCAGAAAAACAGAAAUCUGAAGCAGCUCACGCGAAAUUUGAGGAUGAUAUGCGUGUGUUGAGAGAUCAUUUAGAGCAUGUUCAAAGUGACUCUGGGAAAUGGGGAUGUCACAUUUUAUAAUUCAUAAGUGCUUCGCUUUGUAAACUCAGAUCCAAUCGAGCGAUACUCAUGAUGUGUGGUGCGUUUUUAAUUUGCUAAUUGCUGGUAAAUGGUGAACAUGAAUACUUGCAUAUGCUGCUUGGGUGAACAUUCAUACUUCGUUAAUCUAUCCAAGAUAUGCUGUUGUGAUUUUGGUUGAAUGAGGUCACAUUAUGCAACAUUGUUGAAAGACUUUUGGAUGGAGUAUAACUUCAUAGUAUAAAGUGAUCAGGUGCACUUUGCCAAUUUGUUCAUAAUU